CUCCAUCUUACAUCAAAGCACUCCUCGCACUGCAGCCCACUCCCUCAGAGAUACUAGCACUGCUCGACUGGUCCCACCAUCUGUCAGGGUGAGCAGCGUCAACGAUGACUUCAGCUACACGCUGUUGAUUUCGCUGCGGCUCGGACAAACACCUAGCCAACACGGUGGAAUGCCCGGCAGCCAAGGUAACAUGCAAAAAAUUGUAAGAAAAAAGGACAUUUUGCACGAGUCUGUAGGACUACACAAACACAUUCAGUACAUGAAGUCGCGAUGCCUGAGUAUGCAAUGCUGUUAAUUCAAGACACAAAUGUAAAUACUAAACUACAGUGUACAGUGGAAGUGCAAACGGGUGCAAUUUUGCGAUCUGUUACAUUGACUGUAGAUACUGGUGCUUCAGUUUCCGUACUGCCUAAAGCCAUUUAUGAGGAUUACUUCGGAAAAGUACCCUUACAACCACCUGCAGCGCGAUUGGUUACGUACUCGCGUACUCCAAUUGAUGUGCUAGGAUGCAUGCACGCAACUGUAAAAAAAGACUGCAAUACAUGCGCUGUGGAUUUCUACAUAGUAGAAAAAGGAACCGCAUUAAUGGGAAUGGAUCUCAUAACAGCACUACAACUAAGCAUUAAAGGGGAUACGAUUCUUUCUGAGCCUGUCACAACUGCAAAUGCCGGCUCUUCAGAGUCAGUACUUCAGCUAUCUACGCAUGCAGAAAUGUCCUCAGUUGGAUGUGUCACAGGAUUCAUGCACAAAGUGAAAAUUUCAGAUGCUGUCACGCCAGUUCGACAAAAGUUAAGGCGCCUGCCUUUUUCAGUGAGAACAGCUGUGUCUGUGGAAAUUGAGAGACUCCUUUCUGCCGGUAUAAUAGAACGCAUUGAUGCAUCACCAUGGGUUUCACCAAUAGUGGUGACAAUGAAGAAGACAGGUGGCAUAAGAAUGUGCAUGGAUUUGAGAGAGCCGAAUAAGGCAGUGAUAAUAGACUAUUACGCCUUGCCUCAUAUGGAAGAAUUACUGACUGCUUUAGCAGGGUCCACAGUCUUUUCCACAAUUGAUCUUGAGAGUGCGUACCACCAAGUACCUUUGCAUCCAGAGAGUCGUGAUCUAACAGCUUUCAUUACACAUGAUGGACUGUUUAGAUUUUGUAGAGUACCAUAUGGCCUAGCUUCAGCACCAUCAGUGUUUCAAAAAAUGAUGGAGUGCAUACUUAAAGGCAUACCAAAUGUGCAGAACUAUCUUGAUGAUGUCAUUUGCUUUAGACGCACUGAAUCUGAACACGAUGCUGUGCUUAACACAGUGCUGAAAAGAUUGCAUGUAGCUGGAUUAUGACUAAA
Tachysurus vachellii is the source of this 1328-nucleotide messenger RNA. RefSeq lists its product as uncharacterized. The coding region runs from base 271 to 1323 and encodes 350 amino acids. Gene Ontology annotation, biological process: proteolysis. Gene Ontology annotation, molecular function: aspartic-type endopeptidase activity. The record is from RefSeq and is a predicted model, not a curated record. Lineage: Eukaryota; Metazoa; Chordata; Actinopteri; Siluriformes; Bagridae. The transcript is spliced from 2 exons.